Molecule: messenger RNA, 1681 nt
Organism: Mycetomoellerius zeteki
Lineage: Eukaryota; Metazoa; Arthropoda; Insecta; Hymenoptera; Formicidae
Product: 5-methylcytosine rRNA methyltransferase l(2)10685
Exons: 9
Coding region: 92-1597 (501 amino acids)
Biological process (GO): rRNA methylation
Cellular component (GO): mitochondrial large ribosomal subunit
Molecular function (GO): RNA methyltransferase activity
Source: RefSeq, a predicted model, not a curated record
UUAAGGUUAGGAUGAAACCUUGUGGCGAGAGUAGCCGAGCUGGCGAGAGCUGCUGAUUUGAAUGGAAUAACAGGAAAUUUACUAUGAAAAAAUGGCACGUUUAUUUAACAGACAGGCGAUCAAAGACCUGGCUAAGAUGCAGGUAGCCAGAUAUGGAAAUAAAGCAGAACAUUGGUCUGUGAUUAAAAAGAAAAAGACAUACAUGGACACAGCACUGAAACAUUUUGACGAGUUCUAUGGUAAUGUCUAUGGAAAGUCAUGGGAACAUAUAAAAACUGCAUUAUUGAUGGAAGAGCAUAAAUAUAUGGCUGUUGUAAACUCCUUCAGUGAUAUAGACAGAAUAAAGUUACAGUUAGAGUCCCACGGUGCUAUGAAUUUAAAAACAAUUUAUGAAGCCUAUAAAGAACAUAUUGAUGCAAAUCCACCUAAAUCUAAUAAAACAAAGAACAAGCAAGCAAAAGGUCGAAUAAAAUCACUAAUUUCUGAUGCUGAGGUGUCAACAGUGCAGUCACAUUAUCCUACAGAUUAUGUAUCACCUACAUCUCUAAGUACAAGUGAUGAAGCUGAGGAUAUAGCAGUACAGAAUCAAGGGUUGCAGCCUGUUGAAAUGAAACCUAUUGAAUCAGAUUUGAAUAAAAUUGUCUUAGACGAAAAUCGAAUCAUACAGCCCAAUGCUGGCUUGAGUGGAUUAUAUGAAUUUGUACCAGCCACAAAAAUUAAAGGUAUGGAAGAUUGGGUAUUGGAAUCACAACACUAUGGCUAUUACAAAGAGGGUGCAAGUUUUUCAGUGAACAUCGAGAAAGAGAUUCUAUUAACAUUUCCACAAUAUCUUAACAUCUAUACGUUUGAGGAAAAUAAUGAUAGCAGAUUCCCAUCCCCAAAGAAAGGAUCAACUGGCGUUUUAGAUUAUUAUCUUCUGGAUGGUACCUCGGUGUUACCAGUGUUAGCCUUAGACUUGCAACCUGGUGACAUCGUGCUAGAUAUGUGCGCGGCGCCAGGAGGUAAGACCUUAAGCAUUCUUCAGACACUCAUGCCACAGAUAAUGGUGGCUAAUGAUGUUCAAAAGUCUCGAGUGGAGAGAAUUAAUAAAGUCAUAAAUCAAUAUGUAGCUGGCAUUGGCCAGUGGGAGGACAGAUUAUGUGUGACAGAGCGAGAUGCAAGAUUUAUUGACGAUAAUGAUAUGUAUAAUAAGAUCUUGGUGGAUGUGCCGUGUACUACGGACAGACACGUUUUACAUUCGGAAGAAAAUAAUAUCUUCAAACCGCAAAGAAUACGAGAAAGAUUAAAAAUACCAGAAUUGCAAGCAGCCAUUUUAACUAAUGCAUUGAAGAUAAUAUCGGUUGGUGGAACAGUUGUGUAUUCUACUUGUUCUCUCAGUCCUAUUCAAAACGAUGGCGUCGUCGGCAUGGCGCUGAAAAAGGUCUGGGAAGAAACUAAUUCUAUUAUGAUUGUAAAAGAUAUGAAUAAAGCGCUGAAUCCAUUGAAAUGUCUUUAUAAAUUUGGCAAUUUUGGAUUAAAAUACGGCCAUAUCGCCAUUCCUACGCUUCAAAAUAAUUGGGGCCCCACGUACUUUUGUAAAAUAGUACGAACACGAUAAUAAUAGGUAACGUCUGAUCGUUCGCUUCCUCAUCAGGUGCUUCAAUCUGGUUCCAAGGUUGUUCGUUACCGCUUCCAAAGAUAG